AUGGCGCAAAGCCAGCCUUGGACCCAUCGACUCAGGGAACACUGUCAAGCCAGGCAGCUUGGGGAGAUCCAGUACCAGGAUGUAUCUGAUCGUCGAGGUGGCCGCACUGCUUGGUCCACCAUUGCUGUGGUGAACGGUAGCCAGUACCCAGCUCGCUUUUGGUACGAUGGAGCUUUCAUGGAACAAGCGAAGGAGGAUGCUGCUGAGAUAGCAUUGCGCAAGCUCACCGGAUGUGUCGAUCAAAAUUCCCAACCUCCGCCUGCGAGCCAAUACGGACGAGCACUUGCUGCGUAG
This is a messenger RNA of Ascochyta rabiei, 294 nucleotides long. RefSeq lists its product as uncharacterized. Lineage: Eukaryota; Fungi; Ascomycota; Dothideomycetes; Pleosporales; Didymellaceae. The transcript has 3 exons. The record is from RefSeq and is a predicted model, not a curated record. Bases 1 to 294 code for a protein of 97 amino acids.